UUUAAAAAGGAGGAGGGCUCACUUGUCAAGAAUGCCUUAGAAGAGUUGUGAAAACAGCCAGCCCGAGAACGAGAGUCAUACAGUUGUGGAUGCCGCUUUCCCGAAGAGCAGCAAGUUGGUUAGAUCUGGGAAGGAGAGAGGGUGUGUGUGUGAGAGCGACGCAGAAGGGAAAGCGUGUGAGAGUGUGUCAGGACCAGAGGCUCCAAAGGACGUCACGCACGCUCCCAGAGAGAGAGGGAAACGUGCUGUCACAGGAAGGUGUCUAUCCUCACGUGCUCUGGGCUGUGGAAGAGUCAACAGCCUCUGACAGAAGUGAGUAGAUGCAGUGAGACGAUGGUGUUCAUUUAGUCAGCUGAAGUGGAUAUUACUCAAAAGUGACAAAGAUAUCGAUUUCUAGUCCUAACUUACUUUCUGAGAGAGGUUGAAAUUCCUCGACAGGGAAAAGACUGCGCUCGAGAUCGUGCGAAGGGUUUUUGCAUCACGAUGGAUCAGCCGGCCAGCAGCUGCAUGCGGAGCGCCCAUACCAGCAGCCCCAUCUGGGGCUGCAUGAGGAACCCUCACUCUGGGGUCCCAGGGGUGAAUCUGCAGUCGCCCUACCAGCAGGCCCCGUUCUCCCUCCACCAGAAGCCUGAGUUCCUGGCCUACACAGAUUUCUCCACCUCCUGCCUGGUGUCGAGCACGCCGCACGCAGCCUACCCUCGCGAUGACAGACUGUACCAAGAGAGCCAAGGGGGUUACCAAAGAGCUGACUGGCAGUUCAACCAAUGUGAGACUCGUGUGAGAGCACCUGAGGCCUGCCCGCCUGUUGCCCCUGCAGUAAUAGGUGGCGGCGGCGGCAGUGGGGCUGGAGGGCCUGAGCUGGACAGUGUAGGGGGGGACAGGCUUCCAGGCACCGUGCCCGGGUGUAUGGAGGGAGAAUACUCACCCCAAAGCGUGGCGUCGGCCGACUCGGACAAGAAGAGCUCCAAUAAGAGGAAAAGAGAUGUCACAGAUAUCCAGGAGUCCAGCUUUAAGGUGGAUUCCAGCUGCAAGGCAAGAAAAGAGCGCACAGCAUUCACCAAGGAGCAGCUGAGAGAACUGGAGGCAGAGUUCACCCACCAUAACUACCUGACCAGGCUGCGUCGCUACGAGAUCGCUGUAAACCUGGACCUCACAGAGAGACAGGUUAAAGUUUGGUUCCAGAAUCGGCGAAUGAAGUGGAAGAGAGUGAAGGGAGGACAAUCGGCUUCGCCCAACGAGCUGGAAAAUGACGACAUAGACUCAGCUGCUUCACCCAGCUCUGAAUGAUGUUUUU
Molecule: messenger RNA, 1294 nt
Organism: Neolamprologus brichardi
Lineage: Eukaryota; Metazoa; Chordata; Actinopteri; Cichliformes; Cichlidae
Gene: meox1
Product: mesenchyme homeobox 1
Biological process (GO): positive regulation of transcription by RNA polymerase II; somite development
Cellular component (GO): nucleus
Molecular function (GO): RNA polymerase II cis-regulatory region sequence-specific DNA binding; DNA-binding transcription factor activity, RNA polymerase II-specific
Source: RefSeq, a predicted model, not a curated record